AUGGUCCAUAGUACUGGCGGACCAGGAUCAUCGACGAUGGAUACCAAUGCCUUCGUGAAGCAGCUAGCUUCGAAUAACCGGAAAGUCAGAGAGAACGCCCUAGAGACGUUACAAAAAUACCUCAACACAAAACAAUUCAAAGAUGCGACGCAGAUGCAGUUCAACAAACUGUGGAAGGGUCUGUACUUUGCCAUGUGGUUCAGCGAUCGUCCCAGACCGCAGCAGCGCCUCGCCAACGAGCUGAGUGAGCUGCAUAUGAUCUACUUUGAUCAGCGCGACAACAAAACAGCGUCGGAACAGCUAUCCUUGAACGACGGGGCGUUCAUAAAGUUCAGCAGGGCGUUCUGGAAGAUAAUCUGCAUGGAGUGGUUCAACAUCGACCGCUAUCGCAUAGACAAGUAUCUCAUGUUGGUCAGAAGGGUACUGUUCAACCAACUGAAAUAUCUGAAGGCGCGCCAGUGGGACGAGCGCUUGGUCGACACGUACAUUGAACGGGUGCUGAAAUGGCUGCCACUGAGCGCAAGUGCCAAGGUGUACAACGGCGUUCCCCUGCAUAUCAUGGACAUAAUACUCGAUGAAUGGGAGAGAGUGGUAAAGAGCGACCUCGACGAACAGGAAGACGAAAUCCCAGGAUCGGAUGUGGCCAAUCUUAUCGAAGAAACCCCUCUGGUGCAGUUCCUGGAAAUCUUCAGAGAAAUAAACGCAGACGUCAACAACAGCAAGGUUUUGAGAAACAAGAUCAAGAGCGAGCUCCUCGUCGAUCCCAGAUUAGCGCAAUGGGGCGUGGCAGCGGCCGCAAACGAGCCCGAGCCAGAAGCAUCACACGACGACGACGACAGCGACGGCGAGGACGCCGAGGAAUGGCACGGUUUCUAG
Torulaspora globosa is the source of this 876-nucleotide messenger RNA. It is a transcript of the gene RRP1, whose product is annotated as Rrp1p. Gene Ontology annotation, cellular component: nucleus; preribosome, small subunit precursor; preribosome, large subunit precursor. The record is from RefSeq and is a predicted model, not a curated record. The transcript has a single exon. Gene Ontology annotation, biological process: rRNA processing. NCBI's taxonomy places the organism in Eukaryota, Fungi, Ascomycota, Saccharomycetes, Saccharomycetales, Saccharomycetaceae. Bases 1 to 876 code for a protein of 291 amino acids.